Molecule: messenger RNA, 1431 nt
Organism: Clunio marinus
Lineage: Eukaryota; Metazoa; Arthropoda; Insecta; Diptera; Chironomidae
Source: the annotation of a GenBank genome assembly
AAUUUUCGAAGUUUUUAAAUUCAUCAUAAAGUCUCAAGAUAAUCGUGAUUUGUUUUUUUAAUAUUUCUAACUCAACACCUGAACUUUUAUUGAUACUGAAUAGCUUAUUGAAAUCUCAAAAUGUUUUUGUGUCCCAUAACAAGACGGGGAAAGAAGAAAAAAUCAACAAAUGAUAAUGAGAAAAAUCUGAAUAACUCCAAUAACAACUCAAUAGGAAUGGGAAGAAUUACCGGAUCGGCAUCUAUCGAAACAUUAGUUCGUGUUGGUAUUGAGAAGGAACAUGGCUUAAGUCCAGAUUCUAAAAUGGUUGUUUUACAUGACUUCACGCCUUGUGUUGACGAUGAGCUUGAAGUGAAAAGAGGACAGAUUGUGAAUAUUUUAUAUCGUGAAAACGAUUGGGUAUAUAUAAUUGGACAAGACACGCGACAAGAAGGAUUCAUUCCACAUUCUUAUUGUGCACCUUAUAAUACUCAUUUGGCUGAUUUAGCCAUUAAGAAGAAAUUGCCCAGAAAUAGUAGCAUUCCUGGUGUUGAUAAUCAAUUAAGUGAUUAUAAUGACAUGGUGGAAUCUCAUCAAGUAAAUGAUAUGGUGGGAUUACAGAAUAAUUUAAAACAUUCUCAAGCGAGUUUGAAUUCCGAGCCAGAUUACUUGCCAUUCUCUAAGGAUCCCAGUGGUAGAUAUAUCGUACUAUACACAUUCAUUGCACGCGAUGAAAACGAUGUUUCCGUUGAACGGGGUGAAUUUGUAACAGUUCUAAACAAAGAAGAUCCAGAUUGGUAUUGGAUUGUACGAACAGAUGGUCAGGAAGGAUUUGUGCCAAGUGCCUUUGUUUAUCCUGCUGAAAAUAUCUUACAAAACCAAGAUACGCCACAUAAUCCAAUUAAUAGCAUGACAAGUCAAUCAACAACAGCUACAGCUAUGAAGAAUGUGAACAAUAAUUCAUCGAAUAUUGGACAUCUUUUAUCACUCAACAACAAUACUCAAAUCAACACACUGAACAAUAAUAGUGGCGGUAGUUUCAUGCCAGCAAAUAAUCUCAAUAAUAACAAUAAUCAACAAUGUCAAGCGAUUCAAAUUCCACCUGAACCUGCACAACAAAUGCUUCCAAACGAUGAUUCGAGAUAUCACGGAACUGAACUUGUGAUGCUUUAUGAUUAUAAAGCUCAAGCUCCUGACGAUUUAAGUGUUCGAAGAGGAGAAUUAAUUUACGCUGAUUUAAAUGCUCAAACAGUUGAUGGUUGGAUUUGGGCAUUCGCUCCAAAAGCACAAAAGAAAUGUGGUAAAUAUGGUUUCAUUCCAAAAGCCUACACACAGCCAUAUCGACAGAAUACUAGUGUUUAGAUAUUUAAUAUUAAUAAGCAAUGUUUACGAUGUUAAUUUUAUUAUUUUCAUUUCUAAUAAAAGAAAAAAAAGAUUUUAUUUUUAACUACA